AUGGCCCGGCCUACCUCCAAUGGCCUCGUCCAGGCGAUGCAGUCCCUGCGACUGUCAUCGCAAUUCCCACAACGCUCCUUGAUUCCUUCAUCAAGGCAUUUAGCCCGUGCCUAUGCGACAGAGGCAGAGACCAACACGGCAAUCCAACCCGAAUCAAUUCCAGAUUUGCCUGUCCAAGCAGCUCCAGAGAUCGAUUUCUCGACUUCUUUCCUUCGCAACCCGGCCCGAAUCGUUCCCGCCUCUCCUUCUUACUUCUCCGGUAGCCCGCGAUUUGUCGACCACGUCCUUCACCUGGAGUCCCUACAAGCCCGCUACGCCGCCCUCCCUCAAUUGCCUGCCGGCGAGGCCCCUCGAAUGGCCUGGUUCAAACUCAAGCAGUUCCGCGAAUAUGUUGGCGAGGCCGUGCCGGUUAAGAAAUAUAAGAGUCUGGUUAAGAUUCUCCAGCGGUUGAAUCGAAUUCAGACAGAGAUGGUCCCCGGUGAAGUCCGCACCGUGCUGGACUCAUUCCUUCGUCCUGGAAACCCGUAUGCCGUGGUGCGCGAGACUCCCGAGUUGGAUGAGAAUGGAAAGGCGCGUGCGAAGGGUAAGCGGAAGGAGUCCAAGGCGGUUGUUCACUUGGUCGAGGGUGAGGGUGAGAUCCUUGUGAAUGGAAAGUCUGUUGUUGAGGCCUUCCCCCGUGUACACGACCGUGAGAGUGCGCUGUGGGCCCUGCGUACCACCGAGCGAAUGGACAAGUACAAUGCUUGGGUUACGGUUCGGGGUGGUGGUGUGACUGGCCAGACGGAGGCUGUUACAUUGGCGAUUGCGCGGGCUUUGAUGGUGCACGAGCCUGGUCUGAAGCCAUUGCUGCGGAGAGCCGGUGUCAUUACGGUCGAUGCUCGUCGUGUGGAGAGAAAGAAGCCGGGUCAUGUCAAGGCUCGCAAGAUGCCUGCCUGGGUCAAGCGUUGA
This is a messenger RNA of Penicillium waksmanii, 948 nucleotides long. Its product is annotated as mitochondrial 37S ribosomal protein uS9m. The coding region runs from base 1 to 948 and encodes 315 amino acids. Gene Ontology annotation, cellular component: ribosome; mitochondrial small ribosomal subunit. The record is from RefSeq and is a predicted model, not a curated record. Gene Ontology annotation, biological process: translation. The transcript has 2 exons. Lineage: Eukaryota; Fungi; Ascomycota; Eurotiomycetes; Eurotiales; Aspergillaceae. Gene Ontology annotation, molecular function: structural constituent of ribosome; RNA binding.